Molecule: messenger RNA, 3974 nt
Organism: Esox lucius (northern pike)
Lineage: Eukaryota; Metazoa; Chordata; Actinopteri; Esociformes; Esocidae
Gene: e2f8
Product: E2F transcription factor 8
Exons: 14
Coding region: 253-3069 (938 amino acids)
Biological process (GO): regulation of transcription by RNA polymerase II
Cellular component (GO): RNA polymerase II transcription regulator complex
Molecular function (GO): DNA-binding transcription factor activity, RNA polymerase II-specific; RNA polymerase II cis-regulatory region sequence-specific DNA binding
Source: RefSeq, a predicted model, not a curated record
AAAUGGUCCUCAAACUUAUUUUACUCACUCCAGUUUAACUCCGUUUACAGUGUAACUUUUGAGUGAUUUAGCAGGUCGUUUGGUUCCAAAAUUACAUGGGAUAUUGACAACAUUUCUAUAAUUUUUUUUUGUAUCAACUAGAACGGAUUUUCUAAAAUCAUGGAUGCCUUUUAGUUGCUUGGCUUUACAAGGGGAUGUGAACAAGAAUUUGAGCGGAGGCGCAUAUUUACCUGUGCUAUAGUAGGGUGGAAAAUGUCAAGCGCUUUGUCUGAGUCCCAACAUCUGAGACAAAAAGCACAAACCACCAUCUCUAACCACAAGGGUAAUGUUUUUGCAGAGCCACAAGCCCUGGCAAAAUCACCAAGGAAAGCUUCUAACCAAAACACUGUAACAGAGAUCCAAUCCAACAUGGGGCCCCUUACCACCCCCACUAAAGGAACUGGUGGAACUGGUGAGCCCUGGACCCCAACCUCUAAUUUGAAAAUGCUGAUAAGCGCUGCCAGCCCUGAGAUCAGGAACAGAGAGAAGGAGCUGUGUGUGGACGAGGGAGGGAAUGCCGUCGACUCGUCACAGGAUUGUGAGCUCGGAGAAGAAGUGGAAAAACAGAUCAGCAGGAAGGAGAAGAGUCUCGGUUUACUCUGUCACAAGUUCCUGGCUCGCUACCCUGAUUACCCCAACUUGGCCCUCAAUAAUGACAUCAGUCUUGAUGAUGUUGCCACGGAGCUCAACGUGGAGCGCAGGCGCAUCUACGACAUCAUGAAUGUUCUGGAGAGCCUUCACAUGGUCAGCCGGCUGGCCAAGAACCGCUACACGUGGCACGGGCGCGCCAACCUGCCGCAGACCCUGGCUAAGCUUCGUCAGGUGGGCGAGGAGCACCGCUAUGGGCAACAGAUGCAGCUGAUCCGCCAGCGCAGCCUUGAAAAGGAGUUUGAUUCAGACAGCGAGGAGAAGGAGAACGAGGACGAGGCAGAGGGUGGAAAGCAUGGCCAGAAAGAGAUGUUCUUCGUGGAGCUCCCUGGGGUAGAGUUUAAAGCAGCAUCAGUGAACAGCAGAAAAGACAAGUCUCUGAGGGUGAUGAGCCAGAAGUUUGUCAUGCUGUUCCUGGUGUCCACACCAAGGCUGGUCAGUCUAGAUGUGGCUGCCAGGAUCCUAAUCGGUGAAGACCAGGUUGGCGACCAGGACAAGAGCAAAUUCAAGACCAAGGUCCGCAGGCUGUAUGACAUAGCCAACGUGCUGCGGAGCCUGAAGCUGAUUGAGAAGGUCCACGUAACCGAAGAGAGAGGGAGGAAGCCGGCCUUCGAGUGGACGGGACCUGAGGAUUUCCCUGAUGUGAAAGACACUGCAGGCACUACAACCAUCACCAAAAGGAGCCUUGAGUCCCGUGCGUCUGUGGAGAACUGUGCCAAAAACCUCUUCUCCUCUCCAGGGAGCAAACGCAGCUUCACCCGCCACCCCUCCCUAAUCAAACUGGCCAAGAGCAUCCAGGAUGACCGGCGCAAGAUUAACUCUGCUCCCACCAGCCCGGUUAAAGUUGAUUCAUCGAGUAGUGAGUUUUUUCCCACAAAAAUGGCCCAACUAGCAGCCAUCUGUAAAAUCCAGCUUGACCAGCAAUCUAAGAGAGUUAUUGACAGAACUCCUGAGCCCUGUGUUACUGAUGCGAUGACCAAGGCCAUGUCCGUAAACACCGAGCUUGAACAACAGAAACCUGCUAAAACCCCAGAAGCACCCCAGCCAGCAGUAUUAACGCCCACGGAACCCCCUGCCAGCACCAUCCACCUCACCCCGCAGGCACCCUUCACAACCCAGCCUAUGUCCUUUCACCCAUCCCAGUGUUCGCCGCUCAUUCCUGUGCUGCUACCCCAACACCAAGGAAGCGGAUCCUACACCAUCUACAUGCACCCUUCCUCCUUCAAGCCACACUCCCUGGCCAGGCCUCAACCGACCAGCCUCGCUGUGCGCUCCAUGACCUUUGAGGAAAAGACAGGACGCAGCCCCAGUGAUGUCCCAGGCCACUCGCCUGCAGCGAACCAGCUGCUCACCGGAAGCCCCUUGGGACUUAAACGCAUGUGUUCAGAGAGAUCUUCUGAGGGAAGCCCCUCAAAAGCCAAGAGGAUAGAUCCGAACACCAGAGACACGUCCCCUAAGCUGUGCGAGAUCCUCCAAGCUCGUCUGAAGGCGCGACGCAGGGGUCUUCUCUCGAACAGGCCCUCGUCCCGGGCCCUUCACCUGGAACCGGAGUUCGUCAACACCCCAGGAAGCUCGGCGGCAGCAGUCAAUCAAACACUGGAGCAGAGCCUAGAGACCUUCCUGGAGAAGGAGGAGAAAGUUGCCACGUGGGACGGCGAGGCCGGGCUCACGCCAGUCAGAGCGAUCCCGCUGACUCCACAGCCGCUACACACAGAGACUCUGAUCCCCACGUGCUACCUGAUCCCCAUCUCCCAGCAGUCUCUUUUCAGCUACAAAGACUCCCACAGCACAGAGAGCAGCAAGGCCUCUGUGUCCACCUACAACCUCUACCACACACCCACUGCAGGUUCUGGAUCUCCCCCGGUUCAGGAUUACACCCCGACCAGCAUCCAUCGCCCCACCUCCGCCUCGCCUUUCCCUACCCAGGGCCACCGCUUCAACAGUCCCAGCCCUGCCAUCCUUAACUUCACCCUUCAGAACCUUGGCCUCAUCCCCGGGCCUGGUUCUGGGCCUGCUAACAGUCCCGGCAUUGCCCAGACCCCGGAGCCCCCCUGCUCCAUACACAGUCCCUUGCCUCCGCAUCUGGGCCUGCAGCAGAGGGGCGGCAUGGUCUUCAUUAAACCAAUGUCCCCGGUGCCGGUCCAAAACCAGAUGAUCGGACAAGGCGGUCAACCACUAACUCUAGUCAGCCUUCAGCAGAUGACCACGCCCAAAGGGACGGCCCUCCCCCAGCACAGUUUCUUCCACACACCCGUUUCCCUCUCACCGCUGGCUAGCGUCGUCCCCACCACCCCAACCGGCCCUGGACACACACUGCCGGCCGGUGCCAAACCUGUUUACAUCCCUCAGAGAAAGUUGGAGGUGACCACUCAGGAUACCUAAAGACUGCUGCUACACAACUUGUGUGUGUCUUUACAUGUUUGUGUGUGUUUCUGCAUGGAUUUCUACAUUCUGUCUUAUUUUUAGAGGGUAAUGUCAGUUGAGUGAUUUUGUGUUGGCUCCAAAGGAUUUAAUCCUGAAACUAGCCGAUUUGGUAAUUCAAUACGCACAGACAAGACAACAAAGUAUCUGAACGUGGUGCAGAAUCUCCACACUGAAACGGCCUCCUGUCACUGCUAGCUCUAAAUAUAACUCUGACUGAGAGACCAGUGGUGGUCUAAUCACCAAACCUAAAUACUCUUUACCUUAGGGUUUUAAAGAGAUGCCAUGUGCUGGAUAUUACCAUGUAAUACUACUACAGGAUGCUUUGUUACCAGUCUGUGUGGAAAUAUGACUGGGGAUCAUAAACCAGUUGGUAUUAAACUGGGAAGGGAUUCCAUAGAUAAAAUAUUACAUUGUCUAAGUCUGUAUUAUUUCAGUUUUAAAGGUUUCAUUGACAAUGUGUACAAUGCUGGGUGAGCAUUCCUCUGAGAACAUUUGUGAAUAUCUUCAUUUCAACAUGUCACUGAGAAGAACUACAAUGUAUACUCAGAACACUGUGGUGCACCUAACUUACAAAAACUUGUACUCGAAGUAUUGUUGAUCUGUAUGAAUGUGUGUAAGGAAAUCCUGGUAAGAUUGCUGAGAUUACAAUUUUGCACUGUGUAAAUGGAUAACUGUUAGCCAUAAAAAGCCAAAGUGUAUGUGAUGAAAUUGUAAGAGAUGAAUGUAUGCAAUGGAUUCCUAACCAAGGCUGAUCAGGCAAUUGUAAUUGGAGCUCACUUUAUAGGGAAUGGACUUUCAGCAUUACAUUAAUUUCUGAUGUCAUAGAAUGUAAAAUGAUAAAUAAACUAUUAUCUGUUCAUGUA